CCCAGCAGCUGCGGUUUUGCAAGAGGCGGGAAGAAACUUAAGGAUGCUUAAUUUUCCACUGUGGAACGAAUUCUGAGCGCCCGGGGAGCAGCGCAGCGCGCAAUCGACACCCACCUGUCCGGCCCCGGAGCCUCCCAGGCUGGAAGGCGGCUGGAGAGCGGCGGCGCCCGGCGGCGAAGCGGGCGUUGCCGGCCGGGACUCGGGCAGCGCCCACCAACCGCUCCGCCCCGGGACCGCCAGCAUGAGCAAGCCGGCCGGAUCAACAAGCCGUAUUUUAGAUAUCCCCUGUAAAGUGUGUGGCGACCGCAGUUCGGGGAAACACUAUGGGGUCUACGCCUGCGACGGCUGCUCGGGGUUUUUCAAACGAAGUAUCCGAAGGAAUAGGACGUAUGUCUGCAAAUCUGGAAACCAGGGAGGCUGCCCGGUGGACAAGACACACAGAAACCAGUGCAGGGCGUGUCGGCUGAAGAAGUGUUUGGAAGUCAACAUGAACAAAGAUGCCGUGCAGCAUGAGCGGGGGCCUCGGACGUCCACCAUCCGCAAGCAGGUGGCCCUAUACUUCCGUGGACACAAGGAAGAGAACGGGGCGGCCGCGCACUUCCCCUCCGCAGCACUACCCGCGCCGGCAUUCUUCACCGCGGUUACGCAGCUGGAGCCCCACGGCCUGGAACUGGCCGCCGUGUCCGCCACCCCUGAGCGGCAGACCCUCGUGAGCCUGGCUCAGCCCACGCCCAAGUACCCCCAUGAAGUGAAUGGGACCCCAAUGUAUCUCUAUGAAGUGGCCACAGAGUCAGUGUGUGAAUCAGCUGCCAGGCUUUUAUUUAUGAGCAUCAAGUGGGCUAAGAGUGUUCCAGCUUUCUCCACGCUAUGUUUGCAAGACCAGCUGAUGCUUUUGGAAGAUGCUUGGAGAGAACUGUUUGUUCUAGGAAUAGCACAAUGGGCCAUUCCGGUUGAUGCUAACACUCUACUGGCUGUAUCUGGCAUGAAUGGUGACAACACAGAUUCCCAGAAGCUGAACAAGAUCAUAUCUGAAAUACAGGCUUUACAAGAGGUGGUGGCUCGGUUUAGACAACUCCGGUUAGAUGCUACUGAAUUUGCCUGUCUAAAAUGCAUCGUCACUUUCAAAGCUGUUCCUACACACAGUGGUUCUGAACUGAGAAGUUUCCGGAAUGCUGCCGCCAUCGCAGCUCUUCAAGAUGAGGCUCAGCUAACUCUCAACAGCUACAUCCAUACCAGAUAUCCCACUCAACCCUGUCGCUUUGGAAAACUCCUGUUACUUUUGCCAGCUUUACGUUCUAUUAGUCCAUCAACCAUAGAGGAAGUGUUUUUCAAAAAAACCAUCGGCAAUGUGCCAAUUACAAGACUGCUUUCAGAUAUGUACAAAUCCAGUGAUAUCUAAGCUCUCCAAGUCCCUACUUUUCAGGAUGGGACAGUAUCUGAUGAACUUCUACCCAUGGAGAACAAGCCUCAACUAACAAACCCUUCAGGAAGCAUAAACCUGGGAAUGUGUAGCCUUCAGGAAAAAAUAUCAAUUGACACAAAACAAUUCCAGUAGCUCUGACCUGCUGCCUCACCCAGGGUGGGGUGGCCUGGAAGGAAAAGGGGGUGUAAGAGGACCGCCUGAGCAGAGAGGACUCACUGCUACCAUGCCCUGGGAGGGGACCGAAUUCGGGGUUGCCACAGGCCAGGCCAUUCUGCCUCUUACCCGGAAGAUCAGGCUGAUCUAUCAGCAGCUGAAACAUAAGUAGAACAUUUUCUUUCCCUUUUAGCACAUAAAGUUGGGUGAGCAAAUAUAGUUCUGUGUAUAACAUCAUACAGCAGCCUUCAGAACUAUCUUAUGUUGAAGAAUUUAUUUCAAAAAUAAUGGUUAGGUUUUAAAUCAAAAGUUUUAUCAGAAGUUUCCCUUCUAUUGUACUACUUCAUAAAGUGGCCUUCAGAACUGAGUUAAUAAGUGAAAGGUAGCUUGUGCUGUGAGAUUUGCUUUUUCUCUUUCUUUCUUCCUCUUCCUCUUCCUCCGUCUCCCCC
Messenger RNA from Lipotes vexillifer (Yangtze River dolphin), 2025 nucleotides. It is a transcript of the gene NR2E1, whose product is annotated as nuclear receptor subfamily 2 group E member 1. Bases 242 to 1399 code for a protein of 385 amino acids. The transcript has 9 exons. Gene Ontology annotation, biological process: regulation of DNA-templated transcription. Gene Ontology annotation, molecular function: sequence-specific DNA binding; DNA-binding transcription factor activity; zinc ion binding. Lineage: Eukaryota; Metazoa; Chordata; Mammalia; Artiodactyla; Lipotidae. The record is from RefSeq and is a predicted model, not a curated record.